AUGGUAGAUAGACCCGCCAUCGACUUGCGGGUGCCGAAGGUGGUCAUAAACGCUGCGAAUGUGAUCCACGACUACGCCCAGAACUGUCUCGGCCUGGGCGAGAAAACCUCCAACUGGAACGGUGCCAGAGAGUGCAUCAAAUACUUCCGUGCUUGUAAUGCCGAGGUAAAAUUAAUAGUCCAGCACGGGCUUGCCAACGACAUUCCUAAUGACAUAAGAAGAAUGUGCGACGACAUACCUAAAUGCGACGCUAAUCCUGGCCCCAGUGACGACCUCUCUACCAUCAUAGCAGCGUCGAUAAUGGACGGGUACUUCGUUGACAAUGAUAAGUAUCGGGACCAUAAAGAGAACGACUCCUUGCCUGACGAUAUCAAACGGUGUUAUUACCGCGCUUUGCGUUGA
Messenger RNA from Perkinsus marinus ATCC 50983, 402 nucleotides. RefSeq lists its product as hypothetical. NCBI's taxonomy places the organism in Eukaryota, Perkinsozoa, Perkinsida, Perkinsidae. The record is from RefSeq and is a predicted model, not a curated record. The coding region runs from base 1 to 402 and encodes 133 amino acids. The transcript is spliced from 3 exons.